AUGCAGUCAACACUUCUCGACAACUGGAAGUCACUCCCCCUCGAUAAGUAUGACGGCACCACAGACCCGGACGAGCACGUGGACGUGUUCUUGACGCAGGUAACCUUGAGUACCACAGAUGACGCCGCGCUAUGCCGGAUCUUCCCGACCUCCCUGAAGGGUCGCGCGCUGAGUUGGUUUACCCGACUCCCGGCAAGCUCUAUCGAUUCCUUCAGCACGCUAGCAUCCCAGUUCAUAGUUCAGUUUGCCACUAGCCGUCCUCACCAGUUGACCUCACUAGCCCUGGUCAGUAUUCGUCAAGAGCGCAGGGAGUCCCUGCGGGCGUUCAUGACUCGAUUCAACAAGGCGGCCUUGGAGAUCAGAGACCUUAAUCCCGCCGUCGCUUUGCACCAUUUAACUACCGCUUUGAAGCCAGGUCCCUUCGCUAAUAGCAUAUGCAAGAAGCCGCCCAUAGACAUGGAUGAUCUUCGGCGAAGAGCCGAUAAGUACAUGCAGAUGGAGGAGUUAGCCGAGUUUCGCAAUCAUGCUAGAACAGAGGUGGCGGCCAAGUCGGAAAGGCCGACCAAAGGCAAUACCCGAAGCCGACCGAAGGAAUUGGUACCCCGGGAGAGGUCCCGGAACGGACCAAGAUACCCGCAGUACACCCCCCUGAACACUAGUAGAGCGGCUAUACUAGAGCAGGCAUUGGCCUCUGAAGUAUUGACAGUCCCGAAACGAGCCUCGACCCCUCCCAUGGCCGACACAAGCAAGUCUUGCAAAUAUCAUCAUAAUCGGGGGCAUUCAACCGAGGAAUGUGCGGCGUUGAAAGACAGGAUAGAGGAUCUAAUCAAGCAGGGACAACUACAGGGUUUCGUGGAGCGUCCCAAUACAUCCCAGCGUACCGAUCGGUCGAGACGGCCUGAUCACCCCGAACCCAGAGCCGAGACACGCGGGUAUAGAGAGCGCAGCCGCUCCAGAGAAAGGCGAGACCCGGAACCUACAUCACAACCCAGGCGAGUCAUCAACACGAUAGCAGGCGAAUUCGCAGGUGGUGGUUCUUCUUCAUCGGCGCAAAGAAGACACCUACGCGCCAUUCGGCACGUCAAUGCCGUUGAGACGGCUCGGCAUCCACUACCUACUAUUUCCUUCACCAGCACCGAUUUCAAGGGGAUUGACCCGGAUCAAGACGACCCAAUGGUAAUCAGCGUUGAAAUUCAUAACUGCAUUGUGCGUAAAACGCUGGUUGAUCAAGGAAGUUCAGCCGACCUCUUGUACUGGAGCACGUUCAAGCAGUUGGGCAUCCCGGAGUCUGAGUUAAUCCCGUAUGACGAACCGUUGGUCGGAUUCUCUGGCGCACGGGUUAAAACAAAGGGGAAUAUCAAGUUGUCGACUCGUUUCAGAUUUGAAGGAGCAGAAUACCGUGACAUCUCGGUAAAAUAUGUGGUAGUCAACGCCAAUACAUCCUACAACAUUCUGCUCGGCCGACCAUCUCUGAACAGACUCGGCGCUAUCGUGUCCACACCUCAUCUGGCCAUGAAGUUCCCGUCCGAUUCGGGGCGGGUGAUCACUGUCCAUGCCGACCAGAAAACAGCACGCGAGUGCUAUUUCGCCAGCCUGCGGUUACCGAAACCUCGUGCGGAAAUUGUUGAAGAGCCCAAGCGUAUCCACUCGGUAUCAUCAGAGGGGGCACUCGACCUUGACCCCAGAAUGGAUCAAGAUGAAAGAGUUGAACCUAUUGAAGAAAAGCAACCUCUCCAAGUCGGGACUUCUGAUGCACAGCUUACUUAUCUAGGCACCGUUCUCUCGGAACAAGAGAAGGCAGCUAUCGAACAAGUAGUACUUGACAACCGAGAUUUGUUUGCGUGGCACCCCUCCGACAUGCCUGGCAUCGACCCAGACUUUCUUUGCCAUAAGCUCUCGAUCAGUAGGGAGGCGAGGCCGAUUGCCCAGCGGCGUCAGAAAACCGGAGAGGAGAAGAAGGCGGCAAUCGAGGCCGAGGUAGCCAAAUUGCUGGAGGCGCAGUUUAUACGGGAAGUGCACUAUACAACGUGGCUGGCUAAUGUGGUCAUGGUCCGAAAGCCGAAUGGGAAAUGGCGUAUGUGUACCGAUUACGCCAACUUGAACAAGGCCUGCCCGAAAGACGCCUACCCGUUGCCUAAUAUCGAUCGCCUAGUCGAUGGGGCGUCUGGCCACCGAUUCCUAUCCUUCCUAGACGCCUAUUCGGGGUAUAACCAAAUCCGCAUGCACCCUCAAGAUGAAGAAAAAAUGGCGUUCAUCACCGAGAUGGCCAACUACUGCUACCGCGUGAUGCCGUUCGGUCUGAAGAACGCCGGGGCCACAUACCAGCGUUUGAUGAAUAAAAUUUUCCAUGAUCAGAUCGGUCGGUGCCUGGAAGUUUACGUUGAUGACAUGGUCGUAAAGUCUGGCGAAGUUUCUGCCCACGUGCACCACCUCGCUGAAGUGUUCCGAGCGCUCAGGCAACACCGGAUGAGGCUGAACCCUGAAAAGUGCGUGUUUGGUGUUUCAGGUGGAAAGUUUUUGGGGUUCAUGUUGUCCAGUUGGGGCAUCGAGGCGAACCCGGAUAAGUGCCAGGCCAUACUGGAGAUGAAGAGUCCCGGCACUCUUAAGGAAGUACAGAAGUUAGCAGGUCGGCUUACCUCGCUUUCACGGUUCCUUCCUCGGCUGGCCGAGAUAUCUCAGCCAAUCCUUGCCCUGCUAAAGAAAGCAAAGCAGUUUAGCUGGACCGACGAAUGUGAAGAGUCGUUCCAACAAUUCAAGCAACGCCUUAGCUCACCCCUGGUACUUUCCAAACCGAAUGCCAGCUCCGAUAUGAUAGUCUACCUGGCCGUAUCAGGUCAUUCGGUAAGCGCUGUUUUGAUACAAGAAGACCAGAGGGAUCAGCGACCGGUGUACUUUACCAGUCGGACACUACAAGACGCCGAGAAGCGCUACCAGUUGAUAGAAAAGAUAGCUUUAGCGUUCGUCUACACUGCUCGCAGGCUCAGGCAAUAUUUCCAAAGUCAUAGGGUGGUAUUCCGAACUGAUUGCCCGAUUGCAAAAGUCCUUCGGAAGCCAGAAAUCGCUGGUAGAAUGAUGGCCUGGUCGGUCGAACUCUCAGAAUUCGACAUAUCUUUUGAGCCGAGGGGACCUAUCAAGUCGCAACAUUUGGCUGACUUCGUCAACGAGCUCACCCCAGCAGGUAGUUUUCAAGACGAGCCGUGGACCAUGCAUGUCGACGGAUCAUCUAACGCUCAAGGAAGCGGGGCGGGGAUAAUUCUCGCUAGCCCCUCAGGCAUCACGGUAGAACAAUCGCUCCGCUUCAGUUUUCGAGCGUCUAACAACCAAGAGGAGUACGAAGCAUUGCUGGCCGGAAUGAGACUAGCAGCUGAAAUGGGUGUGAAAAAAGUCGUAUGCUGGACCGACUCAAACAUUGUGGCCGAACAGGUCAACAACAACUUUCAAGUCAAAGAUGCUAAUUUGUUGCACUAUUAUCACCUCUUCCAGAAACUCAAAGAUGAUUUCGCCGAGGUUCAAAUCCGGCACAUUCUAAGAGGUAGCAACGAACGAGCCGCUCAGUUGGCUCGGCUCGCUAGUAGUAGAAAACCGGGACAGCUAAGAACAACAAUUCACCUGGAAGUCCCUUCUCCAAGUGUGGCCGUAGAGUGCAUGGCUACCGAUGCCGAAGUACCGAACUGGAUGACUCCCAUUCGGAACUUCAUCCUCCAAGGGGAAUUUCCCACCGAUCCGAUGGAAGCGAGAAAGUUGCGUACCCAAGCAGCUCGGUACACCAUAGUAGCUAGCGAACUCUACAGGCGGGGAUUCUCCACCCCGUUGCUCAAAUGCAUUGACAAUCUACAGGCUGAAUAUGUAAUGCGGGAAGUCCACGAAGAAAAUAUCUAA
Messenger RNA from Cajanus cajan (pigeon pea), 3879 nucleotides. The record is from RefSeq and is a predicted model, not a curated record. Lineage: Eukaryota; Viridiplantae; Streptophyta; Magnoliopsida; Fabales; Fabaceae.